Cuculus canorus (common cuckoo) is the source of this 1048-nucleotide messenger RNA. It is a transcript of the gene NGDN, whose product is annotated as neuroguidin. The transcript is spliced from 10 exons. NCBI's taxonomy places the organism in Eukaryota, Metazoa, Chordata, Aves, Cuculiformes, Cuculidae. The record is from RefSeq and is a predicted model, not a curated record. Gene Ontology annotation, cellular component: small-subunit processome; nucleolus. Gene Ontology annotation, biological process: maturation of SSU-rRNA from tricistronic rRNA transcript (SSU-rRNA, 5.8S rRNA, LSU-rRNA). The coding region runs from base 79 to 927 and encodes 282 amino acids.
GGCCGAGCCCCCUGAGCGCGUCACGUGAUUGGCCGCGGCGGCGCGCGAGCCCCUCCCCGCCCGCCACUUCGCCCCAAGAUGGCGCCGGUGGCGGAAGCCCUCGCGCUGCUUCAGGCGCUUCAGGGCCAGGUGGCGGCGGUGACGGAGCACGGGCUGGGGCUGCUGCGCCGCGUGAGGGGCGGGCGGCUGCGGACACAGAAGGGCGUGCCGGUGCUGGGGCUGCGGGCGCAGGUUCUGCUGCAGUACCUGCAGGAUCUGGCGCUGCUUUUGGGGGGCAAAGCCCGGGGGGGGGGUCCCUGGGGGGGGCUGCAGGCCCUGCCCCGCCUCGUCGAGAGCCGCCUGGUGCUGGAGAAGCUCCGUCCAAUCGAGCGACGGCUCCAGUAUCACGUGGAGCGGCUGCUGCGCGCCGGGGGGCGGGCUGACAACGACCCAUUGCGCUUCCGCCCUGACCCCACCAACAUGGCGGCCCAGGAGGAAGAGGAGGAGGAGGCUCCGCAGGGUCCAAAGGCCCCGAACUUAGGGGGCGGCCGCCGCUACGUCCCCCCCCGCCUGGUGCCCGUCCAAUACGACGCCGUGGGGCAGGAGCGGGAGGCGCGGCAGCAGGCGCGGGCUCGCCGCCGGGCCCUGAGCAGCUCGGUGCUGCGGGAGCUGCGCGAGGAGCUGAGCGACGGCCCCGGCGAGGUGGGGGGCGGCUUGGGGGGCCAGACCCACGGCGAGCGCGCCAGGCUGCGCCUGGAGGAGUCGCUGCUGCUGCGGCUCCGGACCCGCCCCGCGCGGCGGGGGAGGGGCGGGGCUCUGGAUGACGUCACGCACUUUGGAGACUCCGCCCCUUUGCUGGGAUCUGCCAAUCAGGAGGCCCCGCCCCCCAAGAAGAAGAAGAAGAGGAAGAUAAAGGCUAAAAGGAGGGGUUUCCGUCGCCGCCGCUGAGCCCCCAAUCACCGCCUGGUAAUUAAUGGUAAUUAAGGUUAGGGGUGGGGCUUAAUGAACUAAUUAAGCUCCACCCCCUCUAAGCUCCGCCCCCUCAUGGGUGAGGGGCAAAUAAAGAGAC